Bombyx mandarina (wild silkworm) is the source of this 1441-nucleotide messenger RNA. RefSeq lists its product as uncharacterized. NCBI's taxonomy places the organism in Eukaryota, Metazoa, Arthropoda, Insecta, Lepidoptera, Bombycidae. The record is from RefSeq and is a predicted model, not a curated record.
AAAAUGUGAAGUUGGCCCAGUCUUGUUUCAAACGUCAACGCGUGUGCACGUGUUAUUCCAUAUAAACAUCCUUUUCUCAAAACUUGUUUACAAAUAGGUGUGUAAUUACGUAGACAAGCGGAUAACCGUGAAAGUUUGAUAAAUCACAUGAAAGAUGGAGAGCUGGUUGGACGACAUCAAACGCGUGAGAAUCCCACGACCGAAAUUCGGGAACAAGUAUCCAGUGGAGCCUCCCAAGGAUUACUUAGAGAACAGUGACCUCAGCGGCAAAGCGAGGCGACACGAUAACAAAGACUUUGUUAAAGCGACUGAGGAAUUACGUCGGACAUUACAAGAAAAACUAUGACCGCUAUUAACAGAUAUGUUUGUAGCUUCAAAUUUCCUCAUCUUAAUUGAAAAAGAAUUUAAGAAAAUUCCUUGCCUUUAUCACAUAAAAUCGGUACAAAGAUCUAUACCUGUACGGAUGAGUUCCACCGUCCUGGGUUCUUCUGUUAUGAAACAAUCAUGCAUACUGAUUUGAGGAAUAAGAUAGCCGUUAGAAGGAGAACCGUUAUUCUAAUGUAGUUGAGGCUUUGACCUUAUAUUUCAAAGGGGAAGCCGUUAUCGUAGGUGAGGGGGGAUGGGUGAUCUGUACAAAUGAAAGUCCAGUUUGAAAUUAUUUAUUAAUGAAGUUAUUAAAAUGAACGAGUUCAAUUUCUAUGACUUGUUAAUAAUGAAUUGAGUGUUUCAAAUUUCUGUUGAUACACGAGGUAUAUUAUAACUACUUUAGUUUUUUUUUAUUUGGACAGUAUACAUACUAUUCUAUAUAAUUUUAAAUACUAAUCAACGUAAAUUCUUUAUUAGCUUUCUAUAAUGAAAACAUUCAUGAUUUACAAAAACUCAAUAAUUGAUCACUGAAUGAAGUAUUUAGCUUUUGGCAACUUUCCAUCUAAUCCGUUAUGGCAAUCAUAUAGUGCAUUUAAUUUUAUUGGGAUGAAGGUAACAUGGCACCCAACAAUCUCCCCAUCAACAAAAAAAGGCUUGCCGCACUCGCGUAUCUCUAAUUUAAGCUAAGUUUAUCUUAAAUUAAUCAAUAAAAUGUAAUGUUAUUCUUUUGUUAGAUUUCCAUUAAUUUAGUUGUAGUAGGAAUAAACUGGUAUCAGUACCCAUUAGUGCGCUGUAAGCUUAGGUUUUUGCGAUGAUUAAAUACACUUUUACGGCUUAACUAGAAAUAAUAGACUGUAGGAAAUUGUAAACCGAACGUAAUCAAAGUGAAAUUAAACCAUAAAACUGUUGUUGAUUAUAACUCCAAUUGCAAUUUCUGUCAAUAAUUGGAAAUUGAAAAGUAACGAGCCCCUACCCAUCGCAAAGAUCCGUCGUUGCUUCACUUUACGAAUAUCUCUUUGAGAGUAUUCAUUUGACCUAGAUAAUUUCAAAUAUCAUAAAGAUAUUCUUACUUGAC